CCCUUACUCCCCCGCUGCUCUUCCCUAUGGGGAUUCGAGAGUUUCCCAACGGCACGACGAGGGGCAAGACCAUUGCGAUUGGCAUGAGGAGAUCUCCAGAUGUCAGCCCCAGGAGGCUGUCAGACAUCAGCCCUCAACUCCGGCAGCUCAAAUACCUAGUGGUGGAUGAGGCGAUCAAAGAGGAUUUGAAAUGGUCUCGAUCCAUGGAAGACCUCACCAGUGCUACCGUGGGGCUCACUUCCAUUGAGGAAAGGAUUCUGCGGAUUACUGGCUAUUAUGGUUAUCAGCCCUGGGCUGCCAGCUACAAAAAUGAACGUUCCCAUGAUUCCCCAGCCCCAGCAGAAGCCCAGGCACAAGCUGGAAUGGAAGCUGGGGGAAGAAGGAGCCGAUGUUGCUGGACCUGCUCAGUGACCCAGCUUAAGAAAAUUUUCUGGGGAGUACUGGUGGUGCUUGGUGUCUGCUCCUCCUGGUCAGGUUCAACCCAGCUAGCAAAACUGACCUUUAAGAAAUUUGAUGUACCCUUCACUUUGACAUGGUUUGCAACAAACUGGAACUUUUUAUUCUUUCCUUUGUAUUACAUUGGACAUGUUUGUAAGUCAGCUGAAAAACAGUCUCCACAGCAAAAAUACAGGGAAUGCUGUCGGUUUUUUGGAGACAACGGCUUAACGCUAAAGGCAUUUUUUACCAAAGCAGCACCCUUUGGUGUUCUUUGGACACUCACAAACUACCUGUACUUACAUGCAAUAAAAAAAAUAAACACUACGGAUGUCUCCGUGCUGUUCUGCUGCAACAAAGCUUUUGUGUUUUUGCUUUCAUGGAUCAUUCUCAGGGACAGGUUCAUGGGAGUGAGGAUUGUUGCUGCUAUACUUGCUAUUGCAGGGAUAGUCAUGAUGACUUAUGCUGAUGGAUUCCACAGUCAUUCAGUUAUUGGAAUAGCACUUGUUGUGGGAUCUGCCUCAACGUCAGCUCUCUACAAAGUUUUGUUUAAGCUUCUCCUGGGCAGUGCUAAAUUUGGGGAAGCUGCCUUAUUUUUGUCAGUGUUAGCUGUCUUCAAUAUCCUUUUUGUUACCUGUAUUCCUGUCAUCCUUUACUUUACCAACGUUGAAUACUGGAGUUCUUUUGAUGCCAUUCCUUGGGGAAGCAUUUGUGGAUUUUCAGUCCUAUUAUUGACAUUCAAUAUUUUAUUAAAUUUUGGGAUUGCUAUUACAUAUCCUACCUUGAUAUCUCUUGGAAUUGUACUAAGUGUACCUGUAAAUGCAGUUAUUGAUCACUACUCAAGAGACAUUGAAUUCAACAGUGUCCGGGUAAUUGCCCUUGUCAUCAUUGGCUUGGGCUUCCUCCUUCUGCUUUUACCAGAGGAGUGGGAUGAGUGGUUAAUAAAGCUCCUCACUCGCCUCAAAGAACGAAAGAAGGAAGAGAUACCAGAAGGAAACGGAGACAUCAUUUCAGGAUUACAAAAUAAAAGCAGGAGAACACGCCCAUCCAUGUCAUCGUUCACACAUUAA
This is a messenger RNA of Rhineura floridana, 1505 nucleotides long. RefSeq names its product solute carrier family 35 member F3 (gene SLC35F3). The transcript has 9 exons. The record is from RefSeq and is a predicted model, not a curated record. The coding region runs from base 27 to 1505 and encodes 492 amino acids. Gene Ontology annotation, biological process: thiamine transport. Gene Ontology annotation, cellular component: membrane. Lineage: Eukaryota; Metazoa; Chordata; Lepidosauria; Squamata; Rhineuridae.